GUGGUUACGUGUAGAUCUCCACCGAGCGCUUAAGAAAAUGAGGCGAUUCUCGGGGAAGCCCGCAGUUUUUCAUGUUGUUGUUUCCUUUUUGCUCCUUUGUAGUUUACAAGGAGGUGUGAAUGGACAGUUUGGCAUGGACGAUGUUAACCUACAGGAAGACGUUCCACAACCGACUGAAUCAAGCUGUGAAGGAAGAAGAAGGAGAUCCGUCAAACGCAGUGCAAAUGAGUCUUUGCACGGCACACCACCAGCUUUUGACGAUUGUAUGGUUUAUCGUUACACUUGCCCCGAUCACGUCAGAAUCUCCUGGCUACAUGCAGCACCCUUUCUUUAUGAUGCCAAAGGCAAUGGCAACAAAAGCGAAGAACAUACACCGAAUAUGAAAGGCAUUUUUCAUGAUGUGGUAACCCGAGCAAUUGGCGCUUGUUGCAAGAUAUUUGCUGGCAAAAUCCCGCAAAUUCGUUUUCUCGAAAAAGCGCCAAAUCUAAUGGCUCUACGCCACAAACUUCUCCAUCGCUCGGCAGACAUGAUAAUUCCCGUGCACAACGAUGAGGAGAAAUACGGAGGAAACGUGCCGUACAUCAAGGUAUUAGACUCCCCUGGUGUUAUACUCAUCGCCCCUCAUUCCUCCACGGUUAAAAAAUGGAACUUGGUAUUCAAAGCUGUGUUUGGAACAUGGCCAGUGGUUUUAAUGGCGUUCUUAAUGUCAUCCGUGGCUGGUGUACUGAUUUGGGUUUUGGAUUCGUCGCAUAACCCAGACGAGUUUCCUCGCAGAUUUAACCGGGGUGCCUUCGAAGGAUUUUGGUGGGCUAUUGUAACCAUAACAACUAUUGGGUAAGUCCAGUUAAUUGAGCAAACCCUAGCAAGCGUAACCUGAAGUGAAUUGCAGCAAAAAAGUGUCGUGAAUUGUAACACGUGCGGUAAAUAGUAAGAGGCCCCGUCAAGCCGGCGCAUGCAACAUUUCAAAGUAAGAUUGUUGGAUUGCGUUGGCGUUAAUAGACCACGUUCGAUAUAUCAAUAUUCUAACAUGGUUCCGAGUUUCUUUUGUGUCUCAAUUCCCAAAAGAGACUUGGAUACAAAGAAAACAACACCAAAUGUAGGAGUUUGCUAUGAAAGCCUCGGAGACAUGUUAAAAUAUUGAUAUAUCGAACGUGGCCUAUUCACGACGGUGGAUUGACGUUAUUCCAAGAUUAUCAGAGUGACAUAUGCUUUCGAUCAGUCGUUGGUCAGUCAACAUGCACGGUUUUCACAUAGUUAGUGGAGGAGACAUGGAAACAAUCAAAAACGUGCUAAUGA
Messenger RNA from Orbicella faveolata, 1296 nucleotides. RefSeq lists its product as uncharacterized. Gene Ontology annotation, biological process: action potential; potassium ion transmembrane transport. Lineage: Eukaryota; Metazoa; Cnidaria; Anthozoa; Scleractinia; Merulinidae. Gene Ontology annotation, molecular function: delayed rectifier potassium channel activity; ligand-gated monoatomic ion channel activity. Gene Ontology annotation, cellular component: membrane; voltage-gated potassium channel complex. The record is from RefSeq and is a predicted model, not a curated record.